Molecule: messenger RNA, 473 nt
Organism: Anopheles nili
Lineage: Eukaryota; Metazoa; Arthropoda; Insecta; Diptera; Culicidae
Product: cuticle protein CP14.6-like
Exons: 3
Coding region: 1-375 (124 amino acids)
Cellular component (GO): chitin-based extracellular matrix
Molecular function (GO): structural constituent of chitin-based larval cuticle
Source: RefSeq, a predicted model, not a curated record
AUGAAUGUCCUGUUCACGCUGGUGGUUCUGACGGUGGCAAUGGCGGCCGUAUAUUCUGCGCCCGCCGAUAGUGACGCUCAGGCGGCGAUCGUCAGCCAAACCUCGGACGUACAACCUGAUGGAUCCUUCAACUACGCUUACGAAUCGGCGAACGGAAUCAAGGUCGAGGAUCAGGGCACGAUCAAGUCGAUCAAGGUCCCGAAGCUGGAUGAAACCGGCCGACAGGUUGGUGAGGAGGACGUGCAGGUGUCGGUUCAGACCGGCUCCUUCCAGUACACCGCCCCGGACGGUCAGGUUUACACUUUGAGGUACGUGGCCGAUGAGAAUGGAUUCCAGCCGCAAGCGGAUCACCUCCCGGUUGCUCCCAGUGCCUAAUUGUGCCCCCUCAAAAAGGACGACCCUAGUCAGGUGGUGAGAAAGCAUUAAAGGUGAAAUAAACAGCAAAGAAAUACUCACGAUAAUCGCAUGUACAU